AUGCUCACUUUCCACCCAUUCUACUGGUUCCUCAUUGCGGUGGUUUUAGCGAUCGUUCAGCCGGCAGCAUCCCAUCCUAUCCGAACGUCCAAAUGGAUUAAAACAAGCCAAUUUGAAGAUUUGAACAAUCGCGGUAUCUGGAAAGUCAUUGAAAAGCAUGGGAAACAUCCUUUACCCGAAUUACCUCAAGCUAAACACACACAGAUAAGAUACGACCCAAAUCUCGAGCGCGGGCAGGGCCUUCUCUACAAACGGGAGGAGACCUCAGACAAAUCAAUUGUCUCGGUAUUGACGCCUCGUCCACCCAUCUCAGAACGAUUAUACCGACACUGGAAACACCCACAAGCGGAACAUUAUGAGUACCCGUGGAAACCUGCUAUGCACACAACAAAACAUUAUGGAGAAGUACUGGGACACAACAAAGCGAAGACCGGCGCUACUGGAUCCCACGGACAGGAACCUGAGUCUUCAUCGUCCUCAUUAGGGCUCCCAUCCGGAGACUAUAUUUCAUUCUUUUCAUAUCGAAUUUCCUUCCCGUUCUUAAAAUUCGCGCCGGUAUCUUUCGCCCCGUUCCCUCUUCCGGGAUUGUUCACUACCAUCAUGGUUUUACUCGCCUUGGUUUGGAUUGCCAUUUUGACCAUUGGGCUAGUGGAGGUGGGCAAUUAUCUAUGGAGUCGGGGGGCAAGCUUCCCCGCUUGCGGGCGAAAAUGA
Messenger RNA from Penicillium pulvis, 711 nucleotides. RefSeq lists its product as uncharacterized. The record is from RefSeq and is a predicted model, not a curated record. Lineage: Eukaryota; Fungi; Ascomycota; Eurotiomycetes; Eurotiales; Aspergillaceae. The transcript is spliced from 2 exons. Bases 1 to 711 code for a protein of 236 amino acids.